Molecule: messenger RNA, 1329 nt
Organism: Bipolaris zeicola 26-R-13
Lineage: Eukaryota; Fungi; Ascomycota; Dothideomycetes; Pleosporales; Pleosporaceae
Exons: 5
Coding region: 1-1329 (442 amino acids)
Biological process (GO): regulation of gene expression
Molecular function (GO): chromatin DNA binding; protein binding; RNA polymerase II cis-regulatory region sequence-specific DNA binding
Source: RefSeq, a predicted model, not a curated record
AUGUCUUUUGGAUUUGGUGUCGGUGACUUCCUCGCAGUGCUGGGACUUUUUGAGCGAAUCGCGAUCGAACUUAAGAAUUACCGCGAUGCUCCAGCACAGUUCCAAAAUCUUUCUGUCGAACUCGACUUGCUACAACGUACUCUCAUGCACGUGGUCCAAGCCCAAAAAGACGAUCAGGAAGACAAGCAGAUUCUCGAGCAGAUACGAGCCAUAGUCAGCCAUUGUCACCAGCCUUUGCAAGCCUUCAUUGACAAGCUACUAUCAAAAGAACGUUCCUUGGGCCACUAUCGGACUGCACGACUCAACGAUGUAGGGAUCCGUAUGAAAUGGUCUAUCGUCACGCAGAAAGAUGUCGAAGAAUUACGAAAAGUCAUACUGUCGGAAAUGGCUGCGAUUAAUAUGCUUCUGAGCGUGCAGCAGCUGACCAAUCUCAGAAGAUUAUCUGCUCGCUCAAUAGACUCUCGUCAAAGCUCCGACGCCAUUUUGGAUAGGACCUCCAUGAUCUUGGACCUGGUCCAUAAUCUGCCUGAUUCAAUCGCCAAUAUACAUCUGGAAAUCGCUCGGAACGGAGAACAACAGAUCACACGGGACACAAAGAUGACACAAAUAGUUGCAGGGCUAACAUCUCAGGUAACGGAAAUAUUUGUUCAGGGGAAAGAUAAGGAAGCGUACGAGAAGCUUCAGGAUGAUGCAUCUGACUUCCAAGCGAAUCUAUACCUUGGAUGGCAAGCGCUCAGUGAAGGGCGAAUUGAUGAAGCUACCCAUCGCCUGAGACGGGCGAUAGCGACAGAACCUAAAGAUUGGAUCCCUCACUAUCUUUUGGGGAGAGCCUUUAUAGCAAAAGGUCGUUUUGAGGAAUCAUAUGAUGCGCUACAACUUUGCGUUACAUAUAACGGCAUGAUUUCUGAUGUUUGGAUUACGAUUGGGGCACUUUACUUUAAGAUUAAUCAAUAUCGAGACAGUCUUGAUGCUCUAGCAAGAAGCAUCCGAUUGAAUCCGGAUACGUGGGAAUCAUGGUAUAAUCUCGGGGUUCUUUACGACAAUUGUAAUAACCAAAGUGACGAUGCACUAGACGCCAUGCAGAGAGCUUUAGAUCUGAAUCCAGCUCUCUCCAACGCGCAUAUCCGAAUGGAAAAGUUAAAAGCAGGGGUCCAUGGUACUAUGCUUACGGAAAUGGUGGAAUGUGGCUUGCUCCAGGCUUCAGACCCUAUACCUACAUACGUCGAAGAUAUGGGAAUCCAAAUCAAUCCUCUCAUUUCUAUUGAGCAUGACGAAGAAUGGGAUUCCGAAAGUAUCGAAGAGGAGGAUGUGGAUGAUAGAAGCUAUUAG